CCAGUAACAAAUAAAAGAAGCAGAUUAAAAAGCGUUUCUAGUUUACACCCCUCGUGUGUUGUCGGAUCUCUGUCUUCUCACGGCCGCCGACGAGCAUCUCCGUCAUUUCCAGCAGCUCCGACGUCUCGUUCUCCUGGUAUCGACUAUAAGUGCAGGAUUUUUUAGCCAUGGCUGAAAAUACGGUGACACAGGAGCAUGAUGAACUCACUGAGGCUCUCAGCGAUCUAUUUACUGAUGUUUCCUCCAUGAUUAAAGGCGAUCUUCAGGGUACAAACAAUCUCCUCAAAUUGUUGGAAAAUAUGAAUCUCAAAGUUGCCGAUGAGUAUAAAGGGUUUGGUGAUGUUGCCUCAGGUUUAAGGGUUUUUGUGGAACGAUUGAAGGCGAAAAGCGAGAAUUUUGAUGGGUAUGUUCAACAAAUUGAUGCUAUAGAACAACAAGUGACUGAUCUAGAAGUUGUGAUUUCUAUGCUCGAUAAGUAUGUUUCGUUGUUAGAAUCAAAAGUGCAGUCUGUUUACCGAAUACCAUCUUCACCAUCGUAGCUUGCACACUUAACCAUCGAUCUUUAAGCAUCCUUUUUUGCGGUUUGCAUGCUACAUAGAACGAGAUUUAUUAGAAUAUGUUGCAGAUGUUUGAUUUUUAAAAGCCUUAGCCAUCAUUAUUAUGCGUAAAAUUGUGCAUAUAGUUGUAUA
Cynara cardunculus var. scolymus (artichoke) is the source of this 689-nucleotide messenger RNA. Its product is annotated as biogenesis of lysosome-related organelles complex 1 subunit 2. The record is from RefSeq and is a predicted model, not a curated record. The transcript is spliced from 3 exons. NCBI's taxonomy places the organism in Eukaryota, Viridiplantae, Streptophyta, Magnoliopsida, Asterales, Asteraceae. The coding region runs from base 168 to 539 and encodes 123 amino acids.